Leguminivora glycinivorella is the source of this 997-nucleotide messenger RNA. Its product is annotated as translation initiation factor IF-2-like. NCBI's taxonomy places the organism in Eukaryota, Metazoa, Arthropoda, Insecta, Lepidoptera, Tortricidae. The coding region runs from base 191 to 997 and encodes 268 amino acids. The transcript has 2 exons. The record is from RefSeq and is a predicted model, not a curated record.
AAGGAAUCCUUAAUAGUGCCGUCUCGCUCAUGCCCUUUACCGUGAGAACCCCGGCUGCGCGGCCGCCGCCGGCGCGGGGUUUGCACAACUACCUCAUUACGUGAUUUUGUGCCAUCUAAGUCACACUUAAAUUUUUUCGUGAAAAUAAAUUAAGUAGUGCCAAGUGUUCAGUGAUUUUUCAAAAUACACAAUGGGAAAAAGGAAACGCUCAAGGGAUGAAGAUUAUUCUAACAUACUCCGAAAGGUUAAAAAGUUAGAAGCAAAAUUAAGGCGUCGGCGCCGUUCAUUUUCUACAUCGUCUGAGAGUGACUACGAGCAUCGACGUUAUUAUGAAAUGGACAAUAUGGAUAUUCAAGGAGAUGAAAUCAUAGAUUUGGACGAAGUGGGUGUUCAUUCUCAGCCUACCCACAAUGAGAUAGAUUACGCCGCCCCCUACCCGCCGCCGCCAUCGCCUUCGAGCGCGCAGCCCGCAUCGUUCGCGGAGCGCGUACCGUCAGCGCACGCCGCGCCCGCGCCCGCGCCCCUCGCGCAGGCGGCGCCGCCCGGUGCAUUGUCUGCGCCGACCGUACCGCCACAGUCCGAGCCGUGCGCCCUAAGUGCGCUCGCUGAGUGUUCUGCGCCGCCCGUGACGAGUGCGCCGCCUAUGCAAGAUGACGUUCCAACUGCGCCUAGUGCGCCGUCUAAUGUGAUGUAUAACCAAACUCCUAAUAUUAACUGUACAUCGAAGAUAAAUACAGACGAGGCUCUUACAGAUGAGUAUGUACCGUCGCUAGAUCCGGAAAUACUUCAAUUGCUAGGCGACGACCCUACUACGGAGAAAAAUACGGUGCUGAUUUGCAUAAGGAUAUUGCCUCAAGAUGGGCACAUAUAUAUUCUAAUGGUUUGCCUAAAGAGGUCCAAUUGGAGCUUGCAAAAAAUUAUUUGCCGCCAAAAAAUUGCCCAAAUAUUACUGCCCCUAAACUUAAUCCCGAAAUUAAAGCAGCUCUUUCUGAAAUAA